Messenger RNA from Dothidotthia symphoricarpi CBS 119687, 2244 nucleotides. RefSeq lists its product as uncharacterized. Gene Ontology annotation, molecular function: protein binding. The coding region runs from base 1 to 2244 and encodes 747 amino acids. NCBI's taxonomy places the organism in Eukaryota, Fungi, Ascomycota, Dothideomycetes, Pleosporales, Dothidotthiaceae. The record is from RefSeq and is a predicted model, not a curated record. The transcript has 6 exons.
AUGGCAUAUUUUCGACUAUGCUUGCUUGUCGCGUUUAGCCUUGUUGCUCGAGCCCAACAAAAAGACCCUGUCCAAGACUUCUGCCGACGAUGGGGUCAUCAAACGGCGCAAAUCGACGGGAGACUCUUCAUUGAUGGUGGCAUGGUAGACUGGGAUCCGGCUGGGUUGAACUACACGAAUACAUGGCUGGUGUUCAGCGAUCUGAACUCUACGACCCAAGUACCAGGAAUGCCCGCACAGUAUGCGAACCUUUCGAAACCCGCACACAUACCGAGUGUCUCUGGAGGAUUAUUAUGGGCGGACAAUGUGAACAAGUGCUUCUAUCAGUUCGGCGGAGAGUAUCCGCCUGGAGGUUCACCUACAGAUUUCAGCUUGUGGACAUAUGACGUGCUUCUCAAUCAGUGGAAUAGCAGUGAGUACACAAGCGAUCCUGGAUCCUUCCAGCGAGUAUCGUUCGGCGCCGGAACGGAAAUCGAAAGUCUCGGGCUUGGGUAUCACUAUGGAGGUUGGCUGAACGAGAGAACGACGCCGGGAUGGACUGGGCAUCCUAUCGCGACAAGCAAUUUGAUUCGGUUCGAGUUCUCGACGGGAACGAUGAGAAAUAACAGUGGCCCCGACACCAUCGGAAGAGCAGAGGGACAGUUGGUCUACUUGCCAGCGUCAGAUGGCGGCUUACUUGUCUACUUUGGCGGUAUCGAGGAUCCGUCCCGAAAUGGAACUACUGUUGCAGACAUCCACAUUCUCGAUAUAGCCUCCAGCAAGUGGUAUUUUCAAACGGCUGCAGGCGACACUCCUCUUCCGCGGCGUCAGUUCUGCGCCGACGUCACUUGGGCGGACGACAAAUCCUCAUAUAACAUUUAUUCAUACGGUGGAUACGGCUUUGGAAACUCACUCGCUUUCGACGAUGUAUACAUUCUUUCGCUCCCAUCGUUCACUUGGAUCAAAUCAUACAACGGCACUGGACAGUACGCCCAUGGUGGAUGUAGCGCAAAUGUGAUCAAUCAUAACCAAAUGUUGGUCAUAGGCGGCUGGUUCCCAUCGUUUGACCAGUGCGACUCGCCUGACGCGCAGGGCCAACAUAACAUGAAUCUAGGCUACAACGGUGGUGCAUCAACAAUUUGGGACAGAUUCGACCCUAAGCUCUCGCAAUACUCCGUACCUACACCUAUCAUAGCUGCGAUCGGGGGAGGACCUACGGGCGGCGCAACUGUAACGGCUCCUGCUACUUGGGGUGACAACGACCUCAGGGUUUACUUUACGCGGACAGCGUCAUUUGCUACUAGAGCUGCGACUCGUCUCAUUCCCACCAACACUUCGGGCUCAUCCUCCGACUCGAAGCAUAGUAAUGUAGGAGCAAUCGCAGGUGGCGUUGUUGGCGGUCUGGUAGCAUUGAUUACAAUAUUGUGUCUCAUCUUGUUCUGCUUUCAUCGCCGUAAGAAAGCGAUGAAAAAGGAUAACGUUAUCCCGGUCGCUCCAUCCUCUCCGCCGCCAGCAGAGCUCGCAGCUACUAUCUCAAGGCAGGAAUUGCCGGCACCUGGUACAGGAAAAUAUCUUUCAAUGAACCAGUACUCGGAUUCCAAUGCUUACUCGAAUUAUUCAGGAGGAACUUCUCAGGCUUCACAAUCGCCAGGCUACAGCCACCAUUCCCCACCAUCGCUUCACGCACUUCAGCCUUACGCAUCUACAUCGCCCACGAGUACAAGGUCGCAUCCUGCUGAGACUGCUCAACAAGCAUAUCAGCCACUCAACACGUAUCCACCCUACUCUGACAACCGUAUGUCAUACGACAACCAAUCGCCUCCUCGGGACAACCACACGUAUCCACCACCAUCGGCAAUUGCUUUGCAGCAUCAGUACCCAUACCCUGCGCCCGGAUCACCUGCCAUGCCUCCGUUAUACCAACCUCAGCAGCAACCGCAGAUGUAUUUUCCGCCACCUCCAGAAUCGGCAUAUCAUUCACAUCGCCCCCAACACUCUGUCGACUAUUUGAGUAAUCCAGAUGCAACACGGUAUAGCAACGAUGUAGAACAUCGUCCGCUUAGUACGACGAACACACCCGCCCAAUUCUAUGCCCAGCCAGUAUCGAAUAGACCUCCACCAAUGCCUGAGAGCACACAGCGCAGUCCUACACUUUACGAAGAUGAAGACAUGGUCAACGGCAGUGACGGCGCAUUUCAUCACAGUCCAGUCAGCGAACGCGCACGACCCGCACGAGGAAGAUUUGUGGAGGUCGAUCACAUGUAG